AUGACCGUCGGUGCCGGAAUCAGCGUCAGCAACUCCGACUUGGUGGUGUUAGGUCACCGUGUUCUUCGCGGCGUCCCGGAGAAUGUGUUGGUAACUCCAGCUUCAGGAAACGCUUUCAUCGACGGCGCGUUCAUCGGCGUCGCGUCGGAUCAAACCGGAAGCCACCGUGUCUUCCCUUUCGGGAAACUCGAAGACUUGCGGUUUAUGUGUGUGUUCCGAUUCAAGUUAUGGUGGAUGACGCAAAGAAUGGGAACAAACGGGAAAGAGAUUCCUUGCGAGACCCAAUUUCUAAUCGUAGAAGCAAACAAAGGGUCUGAUUUAGGAGCUGAUCACUCUGCUUCGUACGUUGUAUUCUUGCCUAUACUAGAAGGAGAUUUUAGAGCUGUUCUUCAAGGGAACGAGUCAAAUGAGCUUGAGAUUUGUCUCGAAAGCGGGGAUCCAAACGUUGACCAAUUCGAAGGGAAUCAUUUGGUUUUCGUGGCUGCUGGAUCCGACCCUUUUGAUGUCAUCACGAAAGCUGUCAAGGCUGUUGAACAACAUCUCCAGACAUUUUCACACCGCGAGAAAAAGAAAAUGCCAGAUAUGUUGAACUGGUUCGGUUGGUGCACAUGGGAUGCAUUCUACACCAAUGUCACUGCCAGUGACGUCAAGCAAGGUCUUGAGAGCCUUGAAGCCGGUGGGAUUAGCCCAAAGUUCGUUAUAAUUGAUGACGGAUGGCAAUCUGUUGCCAUGGAUGAGACCAGUGUUGAAUUCAACGCUGAUAAUGCUGCCAAUUUCGCAAACAGAUUAACACACAUAAAGGAGAAUCACAAGUUUCAAAAAGAUGGCAAAGAAGGCCACAGAGUAGACGACCCUGCAUUGAGUCUUGGACACGUUAUCAAAGACAUCAAGAGUAACAAUUCCCUCAAGUAUGUUUACGUUUGGCACGCGAUAACCGGGUAUUGGGGAGGAGUUAAACCGGGUGUUUCCGGUAUGGAGCAUUACGAAUCAAAGGUUUCCUAUCCAGUUUCUUCCCCAGGAGUUAUGUCCAACGAGAAAUGUGGCUGUCUUGAAAGCAUAACCAAGAACGGACUCGGUUUGGUGAAUCCUGAGAAAGUCUUUAGCUUCUAUAACGACCUUCACUCGUACCUUGCAUCCGUUGGGAUCGAUGGUGUCAAAGUCGACGUACAGAACAUUCUUGAAACUCUUGGAGCUGGACAUGGCGGUCGUGUGAAACUUGCAAAGAAGUAUCACCAUGCUUUGGAAGCUUCCAUUUCAAGAAACUUCCCUGACAAUGGUAUUAUCUCUUGCAUGAGUCAUAACACAGAUGGUCUCUACAGCGCAAAGAAGACGGCUGUUAUAAGGGCAUCAGAUGACUUUUGGCCUAGAGAUCCUGCAUCGCACACGAUCCACAUUGCAUCUGUUGCGUAUAACACACUCUUCCUUGGCGAGUUUAUGCAGCCGGAUUGGGACAUGUUCCAUAGUUUGCAUCCGAUGGCUGAGUACCAUGCAGCAGCUAGAGCGGUUGGUGGAUGUGCCAUUUAUGUCAGCGACAAACCGGGACAACAUGACUUCAACCUCCUAAGGAAACUUGUACUUCGAGACGGUUCCAUACUUAGGGCAAAGCUUCCGGGAAGACCAACCAGUGAUUGCUUCUUCAGCGAUCCAGUCAGAGACAAUAAAAGUCUUAUGAAAAUAUGGAACCUGAACGAAUACACCGGAGUUAUUGGAGUCUUCAACUGUCAAGGCGCUGGGUGGUGUAAGAACGAGAAGAGAUACCUAAUCCAUGACCAACAACCUGGUACAAUCUCUGGUUAUGUUCGAACCAAGGAUGUUCAUUACCUUCAUAAAGUCACUGCAUGUGAAUGGACAGGUGAUUCAAUCGUCUAUUCGCAUCUCAAAGGAGAGUUGGUGUAUCUCCACAAGGAUACAACUUUACCAAUCACAUUGAAAUCACGUGAAUAUGAAGUUUUCACGGUGGUUCCCGUGAAAGUGUUUCCCGAUGGAACUAAGUUUGCUCCGGUGGGGCUUAUUGAGAUGUUUAACUCUGGAGGAGCCAUUGUGAGUUUAAGAUACAAUGACAAGGAUGGGGCUAACUUUGUCGUGAAUAUGAAAACUAGAGGUAGUGGUUUGUUUGGGGCAUACUCGUCUGUUGGACGACCGAAGAAUGUUACUGUGGAUUCCGAGGAUGUUCAGUACCGGUAUGAACCGGAAUCCGGUUUGGUUACAUUUACAUUAGGAGUUCCGGAGAAAGAAUUGUAUCUUUGGGACGUCACUAUCCAACUUUGA
Microthlaspi erraticum is the source of this 2268-nucleotide messenger RNA. NCBI's taxonomy places the organism in Eukaryota, Viridiplantae, Streptophyta, Magnoliopsida, Brassicales, Brassicaceae. The record is from the annotation of a GenBank genome assembly.